CAGUUAGUGUUUGAGCAUUCUUCUAGUUUGAUCACUAACAAAAUGUAAGUAAUACAUAUUUUUAAAAAUGUUGCUGAUAUUUCCUCCAUCCCUGCCUAUUUGCCGGGGUUCAUGAUUUUUCUGCUCAUGAAAAGGAACUUCUGCGUCUCCUAAUCUCUGUCAGUGCAACUUUUCAUUUAUGAGUUAUUUUUUUACCCGUGAACAAAAUAAAUUUAUUCAUUCUUUAACUAUCACAUCCCAGUUAUUUUCGAUUUAUGAAAUAGGUAUAAAAAUUCAAUAUUAAGAAAUGCAGACAUACUGCAAAAUAUUUUGAUGUCUUCCCAAUUUAUGAUCUAAUUGAUCUUGUUUAGAGGUAUAGCUAGGUUAAUAAAAGUAACUAGGAACUAAAUUUGACUUUCAAAUAACAAAGACACGCUGUUAUUAUUUAUUCUUAUGAAAAUUUCUCCUGUACUUUAAAGUUUUAACUAUAUUAGUUUUGAAGAAUAUAGUAGUUCCAAAUUUUCAAGAGUAUAUAUAACCAAAGUUUUAAGAUCCUUUUCUUUAAUAAAAUCAUUAGUGUAGUUUUAUUGUAACCUUCCAGUAAGAAAUACAUUGUGCUGUAUUAGUAAUAACUGCUGUUGAGGUUUUGCUACUGAAAAUACUUAGGGAAAGGCAGUCCAUUCCAAAAAAAUAAUACUAAUAUUAAUGCUUUAUUAUAUUAUCAGUAGAAUUUUGUUUUCAAGUGUCUGCAUACUAUACCCUGUUUUAUAGGAAUGGGAGACUCCAUGUAUCCAGAAAGUGAUAUGUCUAUCCUCUUACCUACUCUUGGAACACAAACUCCAGUUGUUCCUGGACUUGUAGAUAAUCUACUUUCUGAUUUCCAGCUUUAUUCCAGUGCAAAAAUCUGUAAACAGAUUCAUCAUCAUUGUGGUUUCUCAGUAAUCAAUACAUAUAACAAGUCAGAAAUGUUAGACCCUGAGGACAGGAUGUGUAAAAUUUUUGUGGGUGAAAAGUGCACAGGAGUAAGAGACAAGAUAGCCCUACCGAAUGCAUUGCCUAAUGUGUCCGAACAAAAGGAACAAAGCAAAUGGCAGAAAUAUCACAACACAACUGGGUGUGAUUUGAGAUCCCAAAAUAGCAACGAAGUGUCCAUGGUUUCUGAUAUCAAAGCUGAGAAUUUUUUAGGAAUGUCAUUAGAAUACAGAAGAGAGAAUCAGAGUAAUGUCAUCCAUAAAAGGCCUCUGGACUCUGAGCAUCUGGAGACAAUAAAAAGCAUGCUUUGUAAACAGCGGCAAAACUUUAUCAGUCAAGAUUCUGUUUCAGAAAGAAAGAAACUUUCCCUGCACUUAAAUCAACACUUUUGCACUGAGGAAGUUCUAAGUGAGUUAGGUCACCUGAAUUUCCCCAAUAUAACCAGAGAUAGCAAGGUAUGUAAUUGUUUCCAAUGUUAAGAAAUGCUGCUAAAUAUUGUCCAUCAUGUGUACAUGCAGAUUAGUUUUGUUGUAUGCGGCCUAAUGUUUUCUCUUACAAUUUUUUAACAAGGUUUUCAGGAAUACUAUGUUAACAGGUUUCAAAAUAUUUAAGUUUGAUCAUCUCAUAAUCAUAGUUUAUCAAAUCAAGAUAUGUACAGUUCUUAUUCAUUCAUGAAACCAUGACACCUCCUUUUUCUGCAAACUAUAAAGGAACAUAAAGAACAUUAAGAACAUAAACUCUUAAUUAAACUAAACCAGGGCACUAUGGUUGCAAACCUCAAACAGGCCUGCAUCUUCAGUCAUUGUUUUAAAUCCUUGAAGUGAUUUUUAUGGAACUCUACAAAAUCAAGUUCUUAUUUAAGAUUACAAUUUAGCACUCAAAUAGAUGUAUUUUAAAAGACCCAGGUAAGAUAUGUAGUCAUAAAUACUGGAAGAAUAGACAUAGCCUUAAUAAAUGCUAUAUUCAGCGGUCUUAAAUAUAGGUAAUCUCUGCAUAUGAGAUUAGAAAAAUGGAAAUAGGAAUUUGCUUAUUUUGUUUUAUAGGGCACUUCUGAACUGUAUUU
Messenger RNA from Ahaetulla prasina, 2014 nucleotides. RefSeq names its product protein ZGRF1-like. The transcript has a single exon. The record is from RefSeq and is a predicted model, not a curated record. Bases 753 to 1430 code for a protein of 225 amino acids. NCBI's taxonomy places the organism in Eukaryota, Metazoa, Chordata, Lepidosauria, Squamata, Colubridae.